This is a messenger RNA of Thelazia callipaeda (thelaziosis nematode), 1275 nucleotides long. NCBI's taxonomy places the organism in Eukaryota, Metazoa, Nematoda, Chromadorea, Rhabditida, Thelaziidae. The record is from the annotation of a GenBank genome assembly.
AUGAGUGGUGAGAAAAAUCCGGAAAACUUUUUGAGUGAGCGUCAACGAGAAGAUAGUGCAUGCCAGACGGAUGGCACUUUGGAAGAGAUUAACGGUAGUGGACAAGGUGGAAAUGAUCAUUCAGAAGAUAAUAUGUCCCCAAAACCUAUUUUAGAACAGGAUCGUUUUCUGCCUAUUGCAAACAUAUCCCGAUUAAUGAAAAAUGUGAUUCCUCGAUCAGGAAAAGUUGCUAAAGAUGCAAAAGAAUGCGUCCAAGAAUGUGUGUCUGAAUUCAUUUCUUUUAUCACAUCGGAAGCUUGUGAUCGAUGUAUUAAUGAAAAAAGAAAAACAAUAACAGGCGAAGACAUCAUUUUGGCAUUUUCUACUCUCGGUUUUGACAAUUAUGUGGAACCAAUGAGUGUAUACGUAAAAAAGUUUCGGGAGGCUUUUCGUGCAGAUCGAAGUAAUGAAACAAUUACAGAAUCGUCAAGUUCUCAAGCUUCAUUUUUGGAGAAAGUUAAUGUGAAUCAAGUUGUAUCUCAUUCUGAUGUUUACACUAUACAGGAUGGCAAUGAACCGGUGCCAUCAACAAGUGAUUGUACAUCUCAAGUUGUUUUCGCAGAACCGCGAUUGAACUUCUGUGGUUGUGCUUUUGACUUGCAUUUCGUUUAUAUAAUUACUCAAGAAGAUGCUGAUGGUGUGAUACGAGUUUUGGAUGCUGGUAAUGUGCAGCAGUUGCAGUUUCUAAUGGAUCCAACCACUGGGCAACAUUAUAUAAAUGUACAAAAUCCUAAUGGUACUCAGCAACUGUUACCUAUUCAGGUAAACUGCUUAAUCUUUGCUUCGUCGCGUGGUAUUCAUUUUUUUCCUUGCUUUCUAGAUUUUUUAUUAUUUUCAUCAAUCAACGUUGCAACAGUUUCUGACACUAAUCCAUCUUUGCCUUCCGGAAUUUUGGAAACCGAUAAUCGGAUUGGCGACAAGGUUAUGAAUGAAGAAAUGCCAAGUUUCGUAACGGAAGCUGAUUUUAGGCCGUCCUUAGCUGAAUCUAAUAAUGUGACCUUAAUGGAAGCACAGAUGGUGGCACAUGGUAGUGAACCACCUAUAAAUAAUCAUGUUUAUGAAAUCGCUCCUGAGCAUGACAUUACUGGUUGUUCCAUGGCUAAUGCUCAUCACAAAGAGCACAUACCGUAUGUUGCCACAAUGGGACAGUAUGGUCACCACCAAAUGAACCGUACUACUGGAGAACACUCACGGAAGCGUUCUCAUGAUGGCAUAGAAUACAUUUCAUUUGAAUGA